Purpureocillium takamizusanense is the source of this 2709-nucleotide messenger RNA. Its product is annotated as peptide transporter ptr2. Gene Ontology annotation, biological process: transmembrane transport. The transcript has 10 exons. Bases 640 to 2454 code for a protein of 604 amino acids. Gene Ontology annotation, cellular component: membrane. The record is from RefSeq and is a predicted model, not a curated record. Gene Ontology annotation, molecular function: dipeptide transmembrane transporter activity. NCBI's taxonomy places the organism in Eukaryota, Fungi, Ascomycota, Sordariomycetes, Hypocreales, Ophiocordycipitaceae.
CCCCGUCUGGCAGGGUCUGGUCUCCGCACAUGAUCCGUCGCCUUGAACGAUGCUCGAUGCGAGUUCCGGCCUCCCAAUAUAAUACGUAUGCGGUGUUCAUUCGCCUCCCAAGUAUUUGUGACUGAAUGGGAACGCCAUGCAUUUCUACCUACAUACGUACAUGCACAACUCUGUGGGCCGACUCAGACGCUGCCAACCAAGACAAGAGUAAACGGCCGAGUUCGUUCUCUACUGUACCACCCAAUACUCCGUACAGCCCCCCGAUAUGUCUUCCACUACGCCACCACUGCCCUCAAGCUGUUUGCUUGGUGCGCGCUCGCGCCUCCUUUCUGCGCAAUAUCGCCGGGCGAGUCAUGGGCGGAUACCCGUCAGUCAAGAGCCCGGGGCUACUGUACCUGUCUAGCGUUCGGUUCUUCUUGUCUUACCGUUCUGCCGUCAGCCUUCUGUGAGAGCAUUAGGUUGGUGGUGACCGACCUCACCGCUCGGGCUCUUGACCAACGGCUAUAUGUGUUCAUAGAGGCGAAGCUAUGGGCAAUUUUUGCAUAAGAAGACGGGGUAGCCAACUGUCGUGCUGCUCUUUUGACUCUUCCUAGUCGUUUCUGCCACCUGCCUACUCUCUCCCUCGCGAUCAAAAACGUCAUGGAGGAUAAGACUAUGAACGGAGAAAGCGCGGACAAUCGCGUCCAUUCGGCCGACGAGAAGCCGACGGGCGACGGCGACCACGAGUCUUCGGCUUACAAGGUGGUCGUUCGGGAUGUCGACUACGAGGGCAAACCGACUGAGGAAGAGCUAGCGACCUUGCGCCGAGUCCCCGGCAAGGUGCCUACGGUUGCAUAUAUGCUCUGCGCCGUUGAGUUCUGCGAGCGGGCAUCCUACUAUGGAUGUGUGCUGAUCUGGACCAACUAUAUCAACCGUCCUCUGCCAAAAGGCGGCAACGGCUAUGGCGCGGUGCCGAACGGAAGCCAGGCUACGCAGGGCGCUCUAGGGCUUGGUGAGCGGAUAGCGAACGCCACCAGUCAGUCUUUCAGUCUUCUGGCCUACUGUCUCCCGCUUGUUAUCGGUUACCUCGCCGACACCAAAUUCGGACGAUUUAAUAUGAUCUUUUGGGGAGUCAUUGUCUGCGGCGUGGGCCAUGUGCUCAUUGUUGCCGGUGGCGCAAAGCAGCUGAUUGAGAAUGGAACGGCAAAGAUCCCGUUCUUUAUUGGAGUAUACAUUCUCGCUCUAGGCGCCGCCAUGUUCAAACCAAAUGUAGCCCCGCUUCUGCUCGACCAGAUGAACACCCAUGUUCCACGGGUCAUCACACUCCCGUCAGGCGAGCGCGUCAUUGAGGAUCCGGAGCACAGCGCUGAGAGAGUUAUGCUUUGGUUCUAUCUAUUGAUUAAUAUUGGCGCUUUCAUGUCAGUUGGGACAUCUUAUUCGGCACGGAGAGUUGGUUGGUGGCUAGCAUUCUUGCUCACUUUGAUCCUAUACCUCCCCCUACCUCUGCUGCUCAUCUGGCUGAAGCCUCGAUUGGCCCACCAUAAGCCUGGCGGCUCGGACUUGCCAAACGUUUUCCGUGUUUUUGGCCACUGUAUGAGGCAUGGCGGGAUUUACCGCAUUGGCCGACGCGGAUGGUGGGACGCCGCGAGGCCGUCUGUUAUUGCGGCAAAGGGGCUGAAACCGGAGACGCAUUAUAAUGAUGCUUUUGUCGACGACGUCAAACGAACGAUGCAGGCAGCUGGCAUGUUCAUCUGCAUUCCCGUUCAGUUCUGGAACGACAAUGGUAUUGGGAGCUCUGCCAACUUUCUAGGCACUAUGCUCACUGGAAAUGGCGUUCCAAAUGAUGUGAUCCAAAACUUCAACGCACUCACGGUCAUUUGCCUUGGUCCCAUUCUGAACUACGGACUGUACCCGUUCCUUCGAAACUCCAGGAUUCGCUAUGGCCCAGUCGCUCGGAUGACAACUGGAUUCUUCCUGAGCACCCUUGCGGGCAUUGGCUACUGCGUCUUGUGUUACUUCGCCUACCAGACGAGCCCCUGCGGCUGGUAUGGAUCUUCAGAUCCAGUGUGCGUGGAAGAAGGUCUGGUGUCUCCGAUUUCUCUAUGGUGGGAGGCAAUUCCGUAUGCCCUCGGCGGAUCGUCGGAGCUCUUUAUCAACGUCCCAGCGUACGGCAUCGCCUACUCCCGAGCGCCAGUCAACAUGAGAGGAUUCGUCUCUGCUCUCAAUCUUUUGAACACCGGCAUCGCUUAUAGUGUCAACUUGGCAGUCUCGGCCGUUGUUGCUGACCCACAUCUUGUCUGGGAUUUUGGCGCGCCGGCCAUUCUCGGAGCUUUUAUGACUGUGUUCUUUUACUUCACCUUCCGUCGCAUUGACAAGGAAGAGUACGUUCUUUCUAAGAACCAGGCAAUCGCGACUGAGUCUGUUGAACGCAACGGGGAAGGACAUGGGGAGGAUAUUGUUCCAACCAAGGCUUGACGGACCCAGUGUUGGGAAAAACCAGCUCGCCACGUAUGUGUAUUUUGCGGACAACGGGCCACUGGAUGGCUUGCCCCCCGGCCGCCUCUAGCCGGGUGGUUCCACCGGCGUGCUGCUGACUCCAUGUUGCCAUGUCUGACGGUAUACACCUAUGAUAUCACCGUCUUUGUGUGCUGCCAGAACCUCCCUCGCCUCCUUCCUCGCGUGCUUGAUGUAGUUUGUACCACCAGCUGAUGAAUAACCAACUUGUGUCGC